Messenger RNA from Ceratosolen solmsi marchali, 5168 nucleotides. It is a transcript of the gene Dcr-2, whose product is annotated as Endoribonuclease Dcr-2. Gene Ontology annotation, biological process: apoptotic DNA fragmentation; siRNA processing. Gene Ontology annotation, cellular component: RISC-loading complex; nucleus; cytoplasm. Lineage: Eukaryota; Metazoa; Arthropoda; Insecta; Hymenoptera; Agaonidae. Gene Ontology annotation, molecular function: protein binding; ATP binding; deoxyribonuclease I activity. The record is from RefSeq and is a predicted model, not a curated record. The transcript is spliced from 22 exons. The coding region runs from base 84 to 4772 and encodes 1562 amino acids.
AAUUUGAAACGCAUUCGUUAUUUGCAUUAAAGCUUAAAUGAUUUAACGUGUUAUUCGCUUUAUUAUUAAAAUAAUUGACAAAUAUGGAUGAUGACCAUGCCGAACAGGAAGACUUUACCCCGAGACCUUAUCAAAUUGAUUUAUAUGAAAAAGCCGUGGCAAAUAAUAGCAUAAUUUAUAUGCCAACUGGUUCGGGUAAAACAUACGUAGCAGUUUUAGUUAUAAAAAAAUUGAGCGGAGCCAUUAUUAAGCCUUAUAAAGAAGGUGGUAAAAGAACUAUAUUUAUAGCGAACACUAUCUCGUUAGUUAAUCAACAAUGUAUGUAUUUAAGGAGGCAUACAUGUUUUAAUUGCAAAGCUUAUACAGGAGAUAUGAAUCUUGAUUUUUGGGAAGGCGUACAAUGGGAACAAGAAUUUGAAGAAAAUCAAAUUUUAAUUAUGACUCCACAGAUAUUUUUAGAUUUAAUAGCAAAGUCUUUUAUACAACUGCGUAAUAUUAAUUUAAUUGUAUUUGACGAAUGUCAUAGGGCUGUAAAAAACCAUCCCAUGAGAUUAAUAAUGCAAAGGUUUGAGGACUAUUCGGCGAAGGAACACCCAAGAGUGUUAGGCUUAUCCGCUUCCUUACUUAAUUCCAAUAUUAAAUUAAACAAAAUUAUGGAUACUUUAAAGAAAUUAGAAAUUACGUUUCAUGCAAAAAUAAUAACCACCGAAUCAUCUACGUAUUUUCUUAAUGCAAUAAAACCACAAGAAAUUAUUGUACCUUAUGAAAUUGUAGAAAGUGAUGUAGUUACAUCUAUCAGUAAUAUUAUUGAGUGUACUAAGGAUGUUAUAAAUACUCUUGACAUUAGCGACAAUUGGAUAACAAAUUAUAGUAGCGAUGAAUUCAAGGCCACUACAAAAGAAAAGAAAUUAAUUUUAGUUCUAAAUGACAUUAAUAUACACUUUGCAGAAAUGGGUUUAUUUGGAGGUUACAAAUGUGUUUUGUUACGUUUGGUACAACUUGAAUACAUAAAGAAAUUCACAUGCAAUAAGGAUUUUAAUGGAGUAUUGGAUUUUAUAAUAACUCAAUUUAUGAAAAUACAAAAAUGUUUAAAUGAUAAGAUAGAGCAUCUAAAAAUAGAAAAUAUUGAAGAACUUUCUAGCCCAAAAAUAAUAAAGCUAUUAGAUAUUAUAAAGACAUAUUAUAAUAAAUUAAGCGAUAAAUUUUCUUGUAUAAUUUUUGUACAAAGACGAUUUACUGCAAAAGUGCUAUAUCAUUUACUGAAAGAAUUGCAUGUAUCGGUUCCAAAGUAUGAAUUUAUUAAAGCUGACUUUGUAAUUGGCAAUAAUGCCAAUGCCUUUACAAAUGCCAGAGAAAAUGUAUGUAUUUCGAAGUGGAACAAAGAAGCAUUGAAAAGAUUUAAAAGCGGUAUUUGUAAUUGUUUGAUUGCUACGGAUAUUAUGGAUGAAGGAAUUGAUAUACCCGCAUGCCAAUUAAUAAUCCGUUAUUUUCCCGCCGUAGAUUUUCGAUCGUACUUACAAAGUAAAGGAAGAGCUCGUAGUCGAAAAAGUUAUUUCAUAACAUUAACUUCUGAUCCAGAUGGUUACAAGAGCCGUUAUAGUUUUUUUCAACAGUCUGAACAAUAUCUUGAGCGUGCAUUGCUUCACACAUCACAAGACCGUUCAUUACCAACUGUUGAAGAAAUUAGUGAUAUGCUCUAUCAUUAUGAAAUCGAACCAUAUAAAAUCACUAAUAAACACGGAACGAAAAGUAUUCUUACAGAGCAUAAUGCUAUAUCUACUAUAAAUGCAUAUUGCUCGUAUUUAGAUAGAUCCAAAUUUUUUCUACUAGCUCCUACGUGGACUAAAAUUAUUUAUAAAAGCAGCAUUACGGCACUUGAGCAAUUUAAGGUUACUUUAACAUUACCAACAUCAUCUCCCUUAAAGAAGACUAUUUCGGGAGAUUUAAAGAGUACAAUUGCAACUGCUAAAAAAUCGGCAGCUCUCAAAACUUGUAUUGAAUUAUAUAAUUUAGGAGAAUUAAAUGAUAAAUUUCUGCCAAAUAAAGUGGAAGAUCAUGUACAAAAUCAUAAAUACUUAUUUCCCCAUAAAGAAGAAGAAGAAGAAGAAGACUUACCGUCAAUUCCAGGAACGCACAGCACAAAACGGCGUCACGAAUUGAUUCAUCCAGAAGUAUUGUAUGCUGCAUUUCCACAAACAAAUACAUAUUUAUAUUUACAUGUAAUAAAAAUGAAACCAAAAUAUCCAGAGCCAAAUGAAAAUCGUAAUUUCAUUUUUUACGAUCUAUUAAGAAGCCUAAAAACUUAUGGUAUUUUAUCUACAAAAUGUAUGCCUAGCAUUCCAUCAUUUCCUAUAUUUAUGAAUGUGGGAGAUAUAGAAAUUACUAUUAAGAGAAAUAUAUGGUUGAAACCUAUGAAAUUGGAUGAAAUAGAAACAUUGAAAAAAUUCCACUCACUAAUCUUUGACGAUGUUUUGGGUGUAAUAAAGGAAUUUGCAUUUUUCGAUGUUAAAAACAAAGAUAACAGCUUUUUAAUUGUUCCCGUUUAUAAUCAGUGUAUUGAUUGGGAAAUUGUUAGAAACUAUAAAAUUAUUAAGAAUAUCCCACCAUCUGAUUUAGGAUUAGUGAAAAAUUCAGAAUAUGAAUUAGCACUUGUUACACCUAGUUACAGAUCGUCAAAUGUAUAUGUAGUAACGCAGGUCUGUGAAUACUUGAAAGCAAAUUCGUGUUUUCCUACGGAAGAUUAUUAUUCUUAUGUUCACUAUUUCAAAGUCAGACACAAUUUGAAUAUUAAAUUUGAAGACCAACCUUUAUUGGAGGUGAAGCCUAUAUCUAAAAAAAUUAAUUGCAUUAAGCCAAGACGUAUUAGUGGUGGACUUACUAAAAAAAAACACGCUAAACUAACUGAAAAUUUUGAAGAGCAUUUAGUAGCAGAAUUAUGUGAAAGAAUUAAUUUUCCAGCAGUUUAUUGGUUGAAAGCAUCGACGCUUCCAUCAAUUUUACAUAGAAUAUCGCAAUUGCUUGCUGCGAAUGAUUUACGAAUGCAAAUUAAUAAUGAAUCAAUUUCCGACGAAAUUAUGAUAAUUCCGACUGAGAAUUGGGAUCCUGUACAAAUUGACGUUAUACAGUCUUCAGAUAAAAAUAGGGACAGUACAUACGAAGAUUCCUUUUUGGAAGAAGAUUUCGGAAACGUUGAUAAUUCAUUAAUUCAAAAAUCUCAACCAGAAGUGGAUGUACUUAGCCAAGAGGACAAUAUGCAGUCGUGGAAAAAAGAGGAAGAGCCGCCCGAUUUUGAACGAAAUGCAGAUAAAAUUCAACUUAUCGAUAUCGAAUAUUAUUAUCAAUUUAUGAAUCAAGUUACAGAGGAUGAGAAAAAUAAUUUAAAAUAUAAAAAUGUCUUCAAGAGCGAAUAUAAAACGGUCGAGUUAGUUCCUGUGACGUCUAUAAAAAUGUUAAAAUUGACAAACCCCCGUGGUCCAAGUCCUUUUGAUAUUUUACAGAGUUUAUCUUCUAAAAUAAGCGCCGACGCCUUUGAUUAUGAACGCGCUGAGACAUUAGGAGAUUCAUUUCUCAAAUUUUCCGUUUCUCUUUUUCUAUAUCAAAGUUAUCCAAAUCUUGAAGAAGGCGGAUUAAGUAGUCUUAAGGAACAGUUGGUUUCAAAUUUAAAUUUGUAUUAUUGCGGAAAACAUAAAAAUAUUCCAGGACGGAUGAAUGUGGAAGACUUUUCACCAUUGUGUAAUUUCAUUGCUCCAGCAUACGCUGUUGAUCGUCAAUUACAGGAUAUCUUGAAUAUUAUACAAGUAUCAGCAAAUUUUUUGUAUGAAAUAAAUAUACCACCGAUAGAGAAACUUAAUAGUAGUUUGUCAUCAAAUACAAUGGCCAAGAUUAAAAAGAAAUUACUUGAUUGGCCAGAAGAAAAAAUAUUGCAAACUGGGAUGGAACAUUUUCUGGGGGUGCAAAUAGUUUCUGAUAAAACUGUGGCUGAUUGCGUUGAAGCCAUAAUAGGCACAUAUUUAUUGCAUUUGGGCAUAGAAGGCGCAUUAAGUAUUGUAAAAUGGUUUCAAAUACUACCCAAAACCAUAGUCGUUAAAGAAUUUCUUCAUUCAUCGGUACCUAAUCCAUGUAUACAAUCUGGGGAUAUUGAUGUACAUAUACUGUGGGUAAAUAACAUAGAGAAAAGGGUGGGAUAUAAGUUUAAAAAUCGGGCGUUCUUACUGCAAGCUUUCACUCAUUCAUCGUAUAUAAUGAACAGAAUAACCUUUAGUUAUCAAAGAUUGGAAUUUUUAGGAGACGCUGUACUUGAUUUUCUUUUAACAUCUUACAUUUAUGAGUCCUGUGGCAAUUUGAGUCCCGGUGACCUUACAGACUUAAGGUCUGCAUUAGUAAAUAAUGUUACAUUCGCUUGCCUUGCUGUACGUUAUAGUUUACACACAGCUAUCUUAGUCCAGUCUCCAGAGUUAUUUUCAGCUAUCGAUAAAUUUGUUAAGUUUCAAGAACAUAGAAAUUUCGAAACUAGUGACGAGUUAUUAUGGACUUUGUUAGAAGAAGACGGAUGUAAUAUAUCAGAGCAUGUUGAUGUUCCGAAAAUUCUUGGAGAUGUUUUUGAAUCUCUAAUUGGAGCCAUUUUUCUGGAUACAAAUAAAAAUUUAGAAACAACAUGGAGUAUUAUAUAUCGUUUAAUGAAAACAGAGAUUGAUACUUACAAAGAAAAUGUUCCUAAACAACCCAUUCGAAUGUUGCACGAAAUGCAAGGAAUAAAUCCGAAAUUUUCGUAAGUAAACGAGAAGUAAACCGUAAUUUAUAUAUUGAUUUUUUCAUUAUUCUAAAAUGAAUUACAUAAUUUCAUUUGUAAUUGAUACUACUGUAUACCGAUAUUUAAUCGCUCUUGAAUUAUUUUAUAAUUUUCAGAUAUGUCAAAAAAAUUGAAAAUACUAAUAGCUGUAUGAUCACAUUGUCCAUUAGUGUUAAUGGAGAAAAUAAAUAUUUUCAUGGAUUUGGACUAUCAAAGAAAUUAGCAAAAUUUGCUGCUUCGAAACAAGCCUUGAAAUACUUAAAAUCCAAAUCAUAAUUUAUUGUCGAACGUUAUUAUUCAACAAACUUAUGUAAAAAUAUAAUUUAGAUAUUUUUUGAUUAUGUAUAAAAAGUGUUUACAAUAAACAGAUUUUUCACAA